Onychostoma macrolepis is the source of this 5702-nucleotide messenger RNA. Its product is annotated as lysophosphatidylcholine acyltransferase 1. Bases 703 to 2247 code for a protein of 514 amino acids. The transcript is spliced from 14 exons. The record is from RefSeq and is a predicted model, not a curated record. Gene Ontology annotation, molecular function: calcium ion binding. Lineage: Eukaryota; Metazoa; Chordata; Actinopteri; Cypriniformes; Cyprinidae.
GUGAAUGUGAAAUUUAGUAAAAAUAAUGUUCCUCUAGUCAGAGUAGUUAGUAAAGCCAAAGAGUGCAUUUCCCCAAAGGACUCAUGGGAUGCGGUAUAUAAGACAAAAAAAAAGUAGGGGAGUAGGAGGCUCUGUGAAACCAAAAUCCUCUAAUAAAAUAUAAUAAAGUAUACAUAUACCUUGCUUUGGGACUUUUCAUCCCUCGUAACGUCUCCAAAUGAAUUCCUCUUUAAAAACCACUAAUUGUGGGGGAGUUUUGAAAAAAUUACAUUUAUGAAUGCAAAAUUUCAGCAAAAACAAACAAUUAUUUAUUACAUAAUAUAGCCUUUUAUCCUUAAAUAACAAAGCAAACUUAACUAUUUCCAACAAGUACUCGCGUUAGCUCUCAACCUUUGCCGGCCAUCGGAGAGGAUGGAGGAUCCGCGCAUGCGCAGUCACUGCGGAGCAUCAUUUUAUGGCGUGAGCGGAGGAGGAGCGGCCCGCGCAUGCGCACCGCGGCAGGAUUGGUUCUGCCCCUCCAUGACAUCCAGCGGGACUGAGCGACUGCUUGCUGCUGCGCUAUCGUCAAAUACAUGAUCCGCUUAAUCCCGCAGCCCUCCUCGAGCUCCUGUACCGCUAGAUAAUAACGCGCUCGAGGCUGACGCACGCAGACGCGCAGACAGCGGCGCUUCGGUGACGGUAAUUGAUCGGGGUUCGUCGAGGAUGAGGCUGAUCGAGACGCGUGCGGAUGGAGAGGAGAAGCGCGAGCUGCCGCCUCCGUUCAGAAACCCGUUCGCGCACGAGCUGAGGUUCACGGCGGCGCAGAAGCUGCAGAUCGGUUUGAUGACUGUGACGCUCUUCCCCAUCCGGCUCUUCAUAGCAGCGUUCAUGAUGCUGCUGGCCUGGCCGUUUGCCUUCAUCGCUUCGGUGGGCCGCUCCGAGACGACGGUGGAGACGCAGUGUUUAUGGAGAAAGCUGGUGGACGUGGUGCUGAGGACCAUCAUGCGGGUCAUGUGGUUUGCCGGCGGUUUCCAUUGGAUCACCAUCAAGGGCAGACAGGCUCUGCCCGCCGAAGCGUCCAUCCUCACCCUCGGUCCACACUCGUCCUACUUUGACGCCAUUCCUGUCACCAUGACCAUGGCGUCGAUCGUGAUGAAAGCGGAGAGCAAAGACAUCCCGGUGUGGGGCACUCUCAUCAAAUACAUCCGGCCCGUGUUCGUGUCGCGGUCGGAUCAGGACUCCAGGCGGAAGACGGUGGAGGAGAUCAAGAGAAGAGCUCAUUCAGGAGGAGAGUGGCCACAGAUAAUGAUCUUUCCAGAAGGGACAUGCACCAAUAGAACCUGCCUGAUCACAUUCAAACCAGGAGCAUUCAUUCCUGCGGUUCCUGUUCAGCCUGUUGUGAUCCGCUACCCAAACAAACUGGACACUAUCACGUGGACGUGGCAGGGACCCGGAGCGUUUAAGAUCCUGUGGUUGACCCUGUGUCAGAUUCACAAUGAGUUCGAGAUCGAGUAUCUGCCCAUUUACUCGCCCUCAGAGGAAGAGAAGAAGAACCCAGCGCUCUUCGCUCACAACGUGCGCCGCUUGAUGGCAAAGGCCCUGCAGGUCCCCGUCACAGACUACUCGUUUGAAGACUGUCAGCUGGCCAUGGCGGAGGGUCAGAUCCGGCUGCCUGUCGACACGUGUCUGCUGGAGUUUGCUAAACUGGUGCGCAGUCUGGGGCUGAAGCGUGUGAACUCAGAGAAGCUCCUGCAGGAUUAUGGGAGGCGAGCUUGUAAACUGCAGGGUCAGAGACUGAGUCUGGAGGAUUUCGCCCAGUUCCUUGAGCUGCCCGUGUCAGGCGAGCUCAGACACAUGUUCGCUCUCUUUGAUGAGAAUGAAGACCGCUCGAUGGACGUCCGGGAGUUUGUGAUUGCCUUCUCUGUGGUGUGUCGACCUGCAAAAACACUGGACACCAUCAGGCUGGCCUUCCAGAUGUUUGAGGCAGAGGAGGACGGUGCGAUCACAGAGAGAGAGCUGAUGUGCAUCUUGAGGACGGCGCUGGGCGUCGGAGAGCUCAAAGUCAGCCGUCUGUUCAGAGCCAUCGAUGAAGAGGACUCGGGCAAAAUCACCUUCGAGAGCUUUAGGGAGUUUGCCGAUCAGCAUCCAGACUUCGCCGAGCAGUACCUCUACUCAGACAACGCAGGCUUCGGCAGCAGCUCCCCGUCCCACGCCGCCAACGGCUUCUGCGCCGACUUUAGCCCCAGAGAGCAGAAGAAGCUCGACUGAGCACCGCUGCGAUGUUUACUUCCUGCUGUCCGUGACAUUUGAUUGGUUCCUUUACGCUUGCUGGUUUUCUCUUCCCCUCAGCAUCACUAUUUCAAAAGCAAAUUGAAGGGAAUUUGUUAUUUGUGUUUUUGUUUUUUGGUCAGAGAAAUACUUGAAAGCCAAGCACUUAUCUCAUUUCUCAUUGGGGGAUUUAUUUGUGUGACUGAUGCUGACCAAUGCAUGUUUUUGUAAUCCGGAUGAAAACAUCCAGUCAGUAAUGAACGCAAGCGGUUUCUUGCGCUCUCAUUCAGUCCCUCGCCCGUCCACGUCUUUUGUUUUCCAUCUUUCAUGACUGUAGAUGCCUUUAUGAAUUCAUAAGUGAGUAUUUGCAUGGGCUCGAUGCUUGAUAACAGUAUUACUCAGUAUUUGAUCUGAUCGUUGAGCGCCAGUGACGGAUAUCUGAACUCUGUCUCCUCCUGCUGGACGGAGGUGAGCAUCAGGUUCGAGGUGCAAAAUACGACUGGAUUAAGUGCUGGUCUGAAUCAGAAUGAGCCAGUUUUAUUAUAUUAUUAUAUCUCCUUAUUCCUUAAUAUUUUGUCCCUUCGCUCAGGGGAAAGUGGCUAACGGUGUUUGUUUUGGGUGUGUGCGCGUGUGUGUUAUUUCUUUUUUCAUCCUUUUGUACAGUCAGUUGCACAUUUAUGAAUUUUGUAUGUCCAAUAAUCAUUUCAUGAUCACAUGGCAAUCGGCUGGGUUUUUCUUUUUCUUUUUUAUUUGUAUUUUUUGUAUUUUUUUGGGGGGGGGGGGGGGGUAAUUUUCAGGUACUGAAAUAAACUGCUAAAAUCUUGCAUUGAUAUGGACCAAAUACAGAAUAAUGACUGUGGUGUAGUUAGAGAGUUAGGAAUCUGAUCAAUGUUAUUCAUUAGAUAUAGUCCAUAACGGAGCGUUUACCUUUUGAUAAACAUAUUCCUGUAUUUUUCUAUUUUUCACUCUCAGAGGCAAGUGAAAAAUUGACUUCAAGUCCAAUAAUUUGGCCAAUACUAGUGGCUUAUUCUAAUAUUAUAGUAAAUUUUUAUCUGCAUUCUAUGUCAAGUAAAGUCUUCCUUCAUUUGAGCUUCGGUGUCGUCACGCAAACAAUCAGAGUCUGACUGAUGUCACAUUGAAUCCCUGAUGAACGGUGUUUUCUGCUUUAACACACACCUGAGGGAAUAAAUCUACUGCCUGAUGUGAUUGAAAACAUUUAUUGAAUCACAUUUUUUUAUUUCUUUUCAUUUGAACCACACAAUGAGGCCGAAGUUAAGCGAAAUGCAGUUAUUUUACUUAAAUGUGACUUACCACAAAGAUUUCAAAAGUUGUUUUGCUAAAAGAUACUGUUAUUAUUCAUAAAUUUUAUACGAUUUGUUUAUGGUUGAUGAUGUGAAGAUGCAGGUUUGAUCAGUUUAGUCUCCACAACAUUUCACCAACACCUCAGACUUCUGCGUUUAUUACAAUCUGAGAUGUGAUUCGCUCUUUACCUUCUAGUGAAAUCUGUUAGACCCUCGAAAGGACUCCACCAUCAGUUCUCAAUUCAACUCACAUUUUUGACAAAGCAAUAUUUCAUCGACGUCACCACCUUUUUAAGAACGAUUUCUGAUAUGUAUUUUGAAUAUUCCGAGUGCUGGGCAUUUUGUGAAUUUUGAUAUACAUAAAAGAAUUUUCUCUCACUGCCAUGACAAAUUUGUGAUCUAAAGUGUUAUUUUCAGAUUGACCUUGUUAGCUAGUAUGAUUAGCUUCUGUCUUUCUACACGUUCUGUGAUGUUUUCCUCGCUGAUGGCGCUAUGUAUGUAAUUAUGGUUACUUUUUUCUUUUUUCUUUUUUUUUUCCUUCCCUAAACAAUACAGAUUUCACAAAGAUUAUUGUUGGCCUUGAAUUUCGAUGUCAUUUUAAUGAGGAAAAGAGAAUGUAUUGACAAUCCAUCACAAUCAGCGGUCAAAAGCGCAUCAUAUUUCAGUGGCGAUAGUCUCAAACAGGAAGCAGUGAGUGGCGGAUCUGGAGCCUGAUGUACAGGGUCUCUGUGCUCAUGACGGCUCCGGUCUCAGUCCAUGCUUUUUCUCCCUCUUUCUAAAUUUGAUGCAUAAUUACUCGUGCUGGCACUUUAGAUUUUGAAGCUUUCUUUUCAUGAAUCCUCUGACGAAUGUGAUGGUUUGCUGGUGUUCAUGUGACCGGUUUCUGAAUUACUGUGAUCAGUUACCGUGUUACAGUGAAUGGUUACUAUGUAACAUGUUACCGUAAUCAGUUACUGUGUUACAGUGAUCUGUUUUUCUGUUUUACAGUAAUUGGUUACUAUUUCACUUGUUACAGUGAUCGGUUUCUUUGUUACAGUUAACUGUUACCGUAAUAAGUUACUGUUACAGUGAUCAGUCACCGUGUUGCAGUGAUUGUAACUAGGUUACAGUGACCGGUUUAUGUGUUACAGUGGCUUUGUUUUGAUAUGUACCCAUACAGAUGAUACUGUAUUGCACAGAAAGGGAUUGUGGGUUUGCUCUGGGUCUGAUGGGGUUGCAGUUCUUGGACAUUAAACUAGUUCAUUCUUAUCUGAUGGGAAUCAUUGUCUUUGUGUUGUAAAGAAGUGAAUCUCAUGAAACCUGUCAAGAACAUGUUUGUUUUUACCCUAAAAACCUUCACCAUGAAGAACACAAAGGCUAUUUUUCAGACAAUUAAGGUUUUCUUUUUUUUUUUUUUUGCUUGUUUGUUUGGUUUUUCAUAAACACAUUCACCCCAAAUUCAUAUUAUCAUAAUGAAGCAAAGUGUUAUUUCUGUGAAGAAAAUAAAAUGCAAUGCGGUUUUCAAUUAAACAAUCCUUUUAUCGGUGUUUUAAAUUAGACUAAUUAGAAUAUCAAAGCAAAAGAGUCAAAUGUGUGUUAAAUUGUCAUGAAAAUGUCAUAUCAAAGUAUCUCAGUUGUUUCAUUUGUUUCAGUGGCCGGAAUAUUAUUGAAUGUAAUAAUCAGAAAUAUGUGCUCUGAGCAAACCUUAGUCUCCUUUCUCACAAUCAGAAGCAGUGAUUUAAGAUGGAAAGAGUUUUGUUUUGCAUUGUUUUCAUCAGUUUUGUAAUAUAAUGAAACGAGGACCCAGCAUCUCUCUGGUGUGAUCCUUUUUUUCUUCUCAGCGUAGACUUUAUUUGAAAUACCUCACAGAAGACCUGCUCUGCUCUGUGUUCGUAAGGGUUCCUGUAUUUAUUUCUCUGGUGUUUGUGGCGCAUGUCUAACACUGAGCUGAAGAAGAAAGGCUGAACUCCUCCAGGUCGUGUGUCUUUCUGAUGGCUCUUCUGGCACUCGUCCGGCUGAAGUAGAUCUUAGCUCUGUUUUCUAUUUUGCCCUGACUUUUAUUUUGUAAUGUAUCAAAAGAGUCAUUUUUACAAGAUUCCUGGGCUUGUCUGUUUUGACUGCUAUGAAAUGACUUCUCAUUCUGACUCUUCAAUAAAAAAGGGACACUUGACGACA